Cydia pomonella (codling moth) is the source of this 656-nucleotide messenger RNA. RefSeq names its product THAP domain-containing protein 1-like. The record is from RefSeq and is a predicted model, not a curated record. Lineage: Eukaryota; Metazoa; Arthropoda; Insecta; Lepidoptera; Tortricidae. Gene Ontology annotation, molecular function: sequence-specific DNA binding. The transcript is spliced from 3 exons. Bases 27 to 656 code for a protein of 209 amino acids.
GUGAGCGUGGAAUGACGUGAGCUAAAAUGCCGAAUUGCAGCGUGUUUUCAUGUAAAAAGAGAUCAGACACAUCUAGUGUACAAAAGGAUAACAUUACUUUUCAUCUAUUUCCAAAAGUAGCAAUGAUUCGGGAUAUCUGGACCCGAGCUUGUGCAAAUCAUUUUUCAUGGACUCCUAAACGUACUAGCACAAUUUGCUCCCAGCAUUUCGAAACUUCCUGUUUUAUAACACAAUCUAGUAACAAAAGAAAAUUGAAACAGUAUGCCGUGCCAACUUUGGAAUUACCAAAGGUUCGUCUUUGUGAAGAACCUGAACCAGGAACGUCUUCACCUAAGAUUGAAACAUUUGAAGAUUCUCUACCAUCUAAAACUGAAGAAUGCAAAAGUACCAAAGAUCAGCCCUAUAUGUCACAGUCAGAUAAUCACAACCUACAUUUAAGUGACACAUCGAGAACAAUAAAGUUAAAAAAGAUUCUGAAGAAAAAAGUUGCAGAAAUGCAAGAAAUGUUAAAUGGCAUGUCAGAAAAAUCCGUCAUUAUUAAAGAAAAUCAUCUAGUUCUAAACAAAAUAGGCGUAGAGGAAAAAGAGAAAAGUAUACCACACAAUACGGGAUAUAAUAUUUGCAAACGCGAACUAAAAUCUAACUGUAACGCUUAA